GUUGCCUCUUUGCCGUCAGCCCUGCGUGUGUGGAGUUCAUUGACUGCGACCCUUCAAAUUACUGAGAAAAUGUGGGAUGGACCAGGGCAAGGACCGAGGGGAAGACCCCCAUUCAGAGGUAAUCACCGCGGAAGAGAUCAUCCGAUGCCUGAUUUUUGGCGUAGAGAUGGGAUGAAUAUGGGUCCCAGGGGCCCAAUGGGUCCUCUGGAUCUACCACCUAUGGACAUAAGAAGAAUGGAUUGUCCACCGAUGUGGGGACGUGGCAUGAAUCCGCGUGGUAGAGAUGUGGACAGAAAUUAUUUCAGAUCUGGCCCUGGUCCGGAUUUAGAUUUCCGAGGGCAGUUUGAUGGUAACAGAGACAAUUUGAUGAAUUCACCGGGUUUGUCAGGAUUUGAUAUGGGCGGCAGAGAUGUGCCAACAUGGGGGCAAAACAACAGACAUAUGGACAUGAGAGACAGGGACAUGUUUCGUGAUAUGCCUCGCUUCAAUAAUCUCAACAUGGAUGGGAGAAGAGGGUUUCCCAUGGGCAGAAUGGAAAACAAGGAUGACUUUAGGGACAUGCGGCCCCCCAUGGGCAUUGAUAACCGUCGUUUUAACAUGGACAUGCCUCCUCAUGAAAGGAGGAUGAUGGACAUAGAUAGAAGAGGAGGACCACCUUUUAAUCCAAGAGGUGGGUUUGAGUCGGAUAUGGAUUUCAGAGAUCGGCCCGGUCCGCCAUCUGAAUUUCGCGGCAGGGAGCGCUCGCCUUUACGAUUUGAAAAUGAUGGCCCUCCAAUGGACAGGGCGAGAGCUGGCAUGUCUCCCGAUGCUAGCGGGUCACAAAGAUCUGACUUCAAGGGUCCAGAAGACAAGGCCACAAUUAGUGAGGGUCCAGAAUCGAGCGGUAGCCCCCUCAUAGACUAUCGGAGUGGUGAAGAGAUGACUCUUGCAGAGGAAUGGAAGAGCCGCCAAAAGGAUAAACCCCCUCUCUCAGACAAAGUUCUGGAGGGUAUCUCUGCUCCCGCCUACUCAGCAGAUUUUCGGAGAGAUGCGACCAGUCGAGAUCCACUAUUUCAUGAGAGGGAUAGACCUUCUGUUGACUUUCCAGGGAAAGAUGUCCGCUUCGCUCGCGGUGAUCACUUUGCCGAAAUGGACCGCCCUCUGCUUGGUAGAAACUCUCCACAAGAAAGAAUUCCCCCGUCUCCCACCCCAGCUUUAAGAGGAAAUGAGAAUAAUCGCUGGCUCGCAGAAAGAGACUUGGAACAGAAUCAGAAUAAACCAAAGCUUGGUGAAGAAUACCACAAGAACCAGCCAACUCAUGAAACUGCGGAGCCAACUGAUAGUUUUACGGCACUUGAAGAUAUGACACACAGCGAAGGACAGACUCGGGGUAAGGUGGCAGAACUGGGAGAUUUUCAAAGCAAGGACCAGGACUACAGAGACAUUGAUUACAGGACAGCUUCUGCUAGGAUGUUUGAGUACAAACCGAGGGAUCUUCAAGCAACACCUCUGAUCGCGGAGUCCAAACCAGCCGUUCAACCACAAUUCACUGCAUCUGGAUCCAAGGAUCAAGAUUACAGGAGCGCGUCAGUGGAGGGCAAAGUGUCCACAACGGUAUCCAUAACUGGCAUUCCAAAGACUGCUACGAUGGAGCAGAUUCUUGGUGCCUUUACAGUGCCAGAUGGGGUGUCACAACCAGGGAUGAAGAUUAAAAACGUCCCAGGUUACAGCUACGAUACGGCCUAUGUGGAGUUUUUAAACCUCGAGGAUGCAGUCCGCUUCAUGGAGUCCAACAAGGGUUCCCUCAAGGUUGGCACUAGAACCGUUUCCAUUAGCUACUCUCAUCCAGAUGACAGUGAAAGAAGUGUUAAUUUGCCCAGACCCGAUCUGCCGUCAGAAGAAUUUCAGUCCGGCCGAAACGAGUGCACGCCGAAAGGCCCCGAGGAGCCGCUGCCCCCCACCCAGUGGCAGCGCAACUCUGACCUUACCCCAGAGGCCUGGCAGCAGCAUGUGGACCAGCAGUUUCAGCAGCAGGGAAACGAGACGCAAGCAGAGUCUUGGGGCAACCAAAAUUCCCCUCACCACAAUUACCCUCAGUCCAAAUCAAUCUUUAAGGAUAGUAAAACAAUGAUCAUAAAAAAUAUCAAGGCCACCACAACCAUAGAGGCUAUUCUCAAAGCCUUGGAUCCAUUUGCCUAUCUGGAUGAGAGAAACGUUCGUCUAAUCAAGGCCUCCAAGACCGCUGGAGCAAAGUGCUUUUGCUUUGUUGACAUGGACUCCCAUGAGCAAGUGACACGCUUGGUGGACGUUCUCGUCAACAAGCCCAAUCCCCUUUAUAUUGACGGAGUCAGAGUGUAUGCGGAGGUUGCAAAACCCCUAAAGAACCAGAAUUUCAGAAGAGAAUUUGACAAGCCGACCAUCUUUACUCCAAGCUAUCGGCCUACAGGCACCACAACGGAGCAGCAGUUUUAUCCCCAGCCGCAGCCCUUCAUGCAGCCACCUCCUGAAAUGCAAGCCGGUUUGCCGACUGGUAGCAGCAAUCCACCUCUGGCAGUAGAUGCCAACAUAAGCCAGGGAGUUGACUAUAAUGCCAGUCAAGCUGCGGAUCAGUCCUACCAGGCGAGUGGAGAUCAGGUGCCUGACGAUGCCACAACCACCCCGAGUCAGUCGUAUGAUGCAGAGGAGACGCAAGAUACUUCCAGUUACUUGUACGAUGCCACAUCAGGCUUCUACUAUGAUCCUGAAACCACCCUGUACUAUGACCCUGGCUCUAGAUACUUCUACAAUGCUCAGAACCAAGAGUACCUGUACUGGGACGCGGAAACAAAGGCAUACGUCCCCGUACCUGGAGACAAUCAGGGCCAUCAUCCUGUCGUCAUGACAGCCGAGGACCAAGCCAUUCUUUCAAACCCGGCGGCUGACGCUCCUCUGGACAUGAAAAAACCCUCCGAGCCUCCACUGCCCACCACACAGCCACCCAUUUCGGCCAACAACCAGGAACCUCCGUCUCCUGAGAAGAAAGAGGAUGACGACUCGCUAAGAAGAGACGAGAGGCCAAAAAGUCUCGCUGCUGUCAAGAUCAUGAAGGAUAUGGAGCGCUGGGCCAAGAUACAAAACCGGCAAAAGGAGUGCGUGCGAUCCCCAUCACCGGUGCUGAGAGGCGGCGUGGAUGAUGACAGGAAGCAAUCCAAGUCGGCCGAUGCCGGGUUUGCGGUGUUUGAGAGGAAGAAAUCAGGGAGCGAGGAUCUCUUUAAGAAGCCUCUUGCUCCAGCUAAAAAAGAUGAAAAGCAAAAGCGACCGAUGGGCUCCUUGGGCAUGCUGGCGUCAGACUACGCUGCCGGAAGCGACGAGGAGGUGGAGGAGGACAAGGAGGAGGUGGCACGCGGUGACCAGGUCAGCAAAGCGCCGCCUUCCCAGCGGGAGGACAAGCUGACGGACUGGAAGAAGAUGGCCUGCUUGCUGUGCAGGCGACAGUUCCCCAACAAGGAUGCGCUCGUCCGCCACCAGCAGCUGUCGGACCUGCACAAACAAAACAUGGAGAUCCACUUGAAGAUCAAGAAGUCCAAGAAAGAGCUGGAGGCGCUUGAGAACCAGGAAAAAGAACUGGGCACCAAAGAAGUUGUCAGAUCACCAGAACAGAAAAGGAGAAAACACCAUCACCACCAACAGCCGCAGCAGCAUCAUAACACCUGGGCUGGAGGGUCCAGGGAUAUGAAUAAAGUGAGUGACAGACCUGGUUUGGGCUCAGAACCUCCACCGAGGCGUCAGAAGAAAGAGCAUGUCGCUUGGGAUCACGCCACCUACAAACAAGCAGUGCGCAAGGCCAUGUUUGCACGCUUUAAAGAACUGGAGUGACCUCACACUCUCCCUCGCCGCUGUCCGUCACACUUUGUGAACACAUGCCGCCCCCCCAAAAAAAAACUUCACAAAGAUGCUGAUGGAUGUUGUUACCAGCGGUGUUCAUGAAGGCCAUGUUUCCUGAACUUGUAAUUAUAAAA
Messenger RNA from Hippocampus comes (tiger tail seahorse), 3977 nucleotides. It is a transcript of the gene rbm6, whose product is annotated as RNA binding motif protein 6. The record is from RefSeq and is a predicted model, not a curated record. The coding region runs from base 70 to 3834 and encodes 1254 amino acids. The transcript has 23 exons. Lineage: Eukaryota; Metazoa; Chordata; Actinopteri; Syngnathiformes; Syngnathidae. Gene Ontology annotation, biological process: mRNA splicing, via spliceosome. Gene Ontology annotation, molecular function: RNA binding. Gene Ontology annotation, cellular component: nucleus.